Molecule: messenger RNA, 1415 nt
Organism: Equus quagga
Lineage: Eukaryota; Metazoa; Chordata; Mammalia; Perissodactyla; Equidae
Gene: FAM228B
Product: family with sequence similarity 228 member B
Exons: 9
Coding region: 335-1135 (266 amino acids)
Source: RefSeq, a predicted model, not a curated record
CGCGGCUGCGCGGCGCUCAGGGACGCAGCGUCGGUUGUCAGCCGAACCCGGAAUUCUCCGCUGCCUCUGCGCCGCGCGGCCUAGUUGUCGUCUACCGCGGAAGGGCCGCGGGGGCCGCCCCGCGACACUGAGGGGAACGUUCUCGCAUUCCGAGGCGACGGCCCGAGCGGACUGGGCCGGGGGUCCACGCGCUCUCACGCUGCCGCCGCAGCUGACGCCUCCGGGGCCGCGGGCCGUCAGGCCGGGCCCCCGCGUGCUGCAAGGGAGCCGAAGGCCUUGCCAGUCUUGGGAGGGGAGCUGAGUUUUUCCAGGGGCUCUGUUAUUUGUGACCACAAUGAAAAAUGCAGACAGUGAUGAUCUGAUUACUAACAAACUUCCCUCGCUCAAGAGCUCGAAAGAAUGGUUGGACCCCCAGCCACUUUCUUUUACGCAGACAUUAGCUGAAGAAGAUAUUGAUGCAGCUAUUCAAUCAAUAUUAUAUAGAGAAAACUACAUGAUUAAGGAACUAGAUAAGUAUUUACAACAUCAUAACUUCUUAAAUGCAAGAAGAAAAGAGAUAUUAUAUAAAAGAUGGGUUGACCAUGUGGCAGAUCCUCUCCAGAAGAAAAUUAUAGAAAAAGUUUGUUCACAUAAGAAGAUUAAGAAAAGGAGACAAGAGGAAUUAGAUGGUUUUUUAAAACAUGUAAAUAAAAAGGGAAAUGCAUUUAUAGAGCAUUAUGAUCCAAAAGAGUAUGAUCCUUUUUAUACAAGAAAAGAGGACCCAAAUUUUCUGAAGGUUACCAUCCCACCAUUGCGUGAUCCUUUGAAAAAGGCACAAUAUGACAAAGAUGACGAAAAGAGAACUCUUCUUCAGUGUGAGACUGGCAAAAUAUAUACAAUGAAAGAAUUUAAAGAGGUUGAGAAGGCCAAACUGUAUUCCAGAUUCCCAAGAAUUUCUACUUCAAGGCACUUUAUGACUCCAAAUGAGUGGCUUAAACUGCCGACAGUCUACAUAGAAAGUGAAUUUUGUAAAAGGAGCAGGUUAAAAGUGAAAGUGAAUUUUAAUGAUUGUAGUUGUGAUUUGAAACCCUCGGCAAGACCCCCUCAUCUUUUGGAAUCUCAGGAAGAAGAAAAAGCAGUUAUUUACAAGUUUUAGCAACCAAGGAGUACCCACCCUGAUCCUUGAUGGUAAAAGAGGACACAAAGAAGCCUGCUUCUGAGGAAGCCAUCUGCCAGCAGGAAUCCCUCAGGGUGAGGACCAAAGAAGGUACUCAAGAAUUAGGUUCUGUGUCUAAGAAAAGCAUCUGCAAUCAACUUCAUUUUUGAGUUUAGUGUCUGUAUGACAAUACCAUGUAUUGACAGUCACUGCGAAUGUAUUUUCCCCAGAAGUUAAGAAAUAUUACCUUUAUGAUCCAAUAAAAAUAAUAGCUACCUGA